Messenger RNA from Mya arenaria, 1173 nucleotides. RefSeq names its product pseudouridine-5'-phosphatase-like. Gene Ontology annotation, molecular function: phosphatase activity. The record is from RefSeq and is a predicted model, not a curated record. Bases 105 to 794 code for a protein of 229 amino acids. The transcript has 5 exons. NCBI's taxonomy places the organism in Eukaryota, Metazoa, Mollusca, Bivalvia, Myida, Myidae.
CAACAAUUUGACGCGUAAUGUUUGCAUUUAUAACCUACAUAAAAUAAUUUUAGCACCGACCGGCUGUCAAAAUUUAGAAUUAACACGUAAUAUAUAGCAAUAAAAUGACAAACAAGGCAGUGACACAUGUGCUAUUUGAUGUAGACGGAUUGCUGCUAGACACUGAGAGGCUGUACACAGAAGCCACACAGAAGCUGUGUGAUUGCUAUGGCAAACAGUUUACCUGGGAUGUGAAGAAACAGGUGAUGGGCAAGAAAGAGCCUGAAUCAGCCAAGAUGAUUGUAGAUAUGCUGAAACUGCCAAUGACCGUGGAACAGUAUAUAGAGGAUAUCCACAAAGAGUAUGACACACUGUUCCCCACAGUGCCCUUAUUACCAGGGGCAGACAAGCUCAUCCGACAUCUUCAUCAACACAAGGUGCCAAUAGCUGUUGUGACGGGCUCAAAUACCAAAAGUUUUGAGCUAAAAUCUGCAAACCACAAAGAGUUCUUUUCCCUGUUCCAUCACCUGGUGUUGUCUGGGGACGAUCCUGAGGUCAAACAUGGGAAGCCGGCUCCGGAUGCAUUCCUCGUCGGUGCACAGAGGUUUAAUGAUGGCAUAGAACCAUCUAAGGUUCUUGUAUUUGAGGAUGCUAUGAACGGUGUGGAGGCUGCCCACGCUGCUGGGAUGCCAUGCGUCUGGGUACCACAUGCGGAACAAGACCGCUCAGUCAUGGAAGGGAAAACGGAGCUUAUUCUUGACUCCCUUGAACACUUUAAACCUGAGGACUUUGGAUUACCACCUUAUGAUAGUUGAUAAUGGGUUUUUGUUGUUUUGGUUGUUACUUAAAUUGACCGUAGAUUAUAAUGUGAAUAGUAAUCUGAUGAUAGGUUCUAAGUCAAAUUAAAAUUUUAUUAGUUUGUCUGUUGUUUUUUUAAAGAUAAAAAAUAAGUAUUGAAAAACACACUUACCUAAAUUUGUUAAAGGUAAUUAAAUGGUACACAUGUUGCCAAAGACAAUACAUAUACAAGAAAGCCCCUUACUCUGGCUUUAAUAAUUGAUGAGCUAUACCCAUUUUCUGACUGAAAAACGACAGAGGAGCGUUUGUGUUCACUGUGCAUUAAUAACAUGUUUGCAUAGACAAUUAUAUUGAUACCAACCACUGUGAUACAUAAUAAAUAUUUUUACCACUACA